AAAUUCGACGUCAGUUUGAAAAUAAUUUUAAAAAACUCAUCUCGUCUCCAUAAUCCAUGCCAUCGUGGUCAUUAUAAUAUUUGUUUGGCCCGACUUCCAAAGACAACAAUAUAAAGGUCGUGCUAAAAAAAUCGCAGUGCCGUGUUUAUUAUUAUUUUCCAGACGCGUAACCGCCGUAACCUUUAACCCGGUUGCCAAAGAUUAUCAUGCGUGUACAGUGUACACAUAGGUGGUGGGAAAGAAUAAUAAUAUAAAACGUCGUAGUGUGCAAUAAAUACGUUCAGCCGCGGAUUGCCUCUUCAAUAAUCGUAGAUAGGUCAUUGCUGUUGUUUCAAAUCGGGAUAGACACUGGCUGGCAGCCCAUUACAAUUUGCGUGCGCAAUCUAAAUAUAGGUUUUCAGCGGUUUCGCGAGUGUCUCGUGAAAAUAUAUAAUAUAAUGUACGGAAUUAAUAAUCCCGUAUAAUAUUAUGUACCUACUUGUGUGAGCAGCUAUUAAAUCAGUACAUUAAUUCUGCGCGCGACAUGCAAUCCGCAGCUGCAGUGGUCCUGUUUUUGUUGUCCGGUUUCGCGGUCUGUGCCGAGACUGCAGAGGAUGGGGAACGCAUCACCGUCGUUGGUUUGUUUCCUUCCGAAGAUUCAAUAGAACAAAUGGCUUUUGAAUUAGCCAUACAUAAAGUAAACUUAGAUCCAACACUUUCAGACGUCAAACUUGAAGGCCGAGUAGAAAUCGUCGACAUCAACGAUGGUUAUCAGACUAGCAAAAAAGUGUGCGAAUCUCUCGAGUCUGGCAUUGGAGCUAUAUUCGGUCCCACAGGCUACGAGUCAUCGGCUAUAGUCCAAUCGAUAUGCAAUUCGAUGGAAAUCCCCCAUAUCGAAACCCAUUGGAAAAUGAACCCGAGACAACAACCAAACUAUUACAUGAACGUCUAUCCGGAUCCGGUGACCCUCAGUCGCGGAUAUACAGCCAUCGUCCGUGACAUGGAUUGGACUUCCUUUACUUUGUUGUACCAACGAGACGAAGGACUCUUAAGGUUGCAGCACUUAAUCCAAGAUUAUUCUGAACUAACCAAAUUAUCAGAUACCGAAUUAUCGGCUAUUACUCUUAUUAAGUUACCCGAAAAUAACGAUUUCCGACCUAUGCUGAAAGAGGUAAAAAAAUCUCUAGAGAGUCAUAUUGUCCUAGAUUGUGAUACGAAUAUAAUAUUAACUGUAUUGGAGCAAGCUGAAGAUGUAGGCCUAAUGGACGAUUAUCACAGUUUUAUUAUUACUUCUCUGGAUGCACACACCAUAAAUUAUGGCCACUUACAGUUUAAACGUACCAAUAUCACUGCAGUGAAAUUAAUAGAUCCGUCAAGUCCAACAGUGACUAGUAUAAUGGCCGAUCUCGAAUUCGUUCAACAAAGAAUGAAUUUGGAUAUGGAAGUAUUUCGUGCAGAUACUAUUACAGUUAACGCGUUAUUGAUGUUUGAUGCAGUCAAUGUGUAUGCUAAAGCAUUGCGUGGUAUUGGAGGCACUAAAGUAAUCAAGGCUGAAUCUAACAGUUGUGCAAAUAGAUCAAAUACGGGAUGGUCUAGUGGAUUUAGUCUUAUCAACUUCAUGAGAGUCAUAGAAGUCGACGGUCUUACAGGCAAAUUACGAUUUGACCAAAAUUCCGGAUACAGAAGUUAUUUUACAUUGGAAAUGGUUGAGCUGACAAAUACGGGAUUCAAAAAGAUCGGCGUCUGGGAUCCACAAAACGAAAUGUCGUACACGAGAACUAGGAAUCAGAUGUUAGACGAUCUAGUGAACGCAAACAUGAACAAGACUUUCAUUGUUGCUUCAAAAAUUACCGAACCGUAUAUGAUGUUGAAAAUAGAUCAUAAAGAUCGCAUUGGCAACGACAAGUACGAAGGAUACGUAGUAGAUUUGAUACGUAUGAUUUCGGAAGAGAUCAACAUCACUUACGAGUUUAAAUUACGGAACGAUGGUAACGGCAAAAAAGACAAGAAGACUGGAAAAUGGGAUGGACUUAUCGGAGAAGUUCAUGAAUUGAGAGCUGACUUAGCGGUUUGUGAUCUGACCAUCACACACGACAGGAGGACCGCGGUUGAUUUCACGACUCCUUUCAUGAAUUUAGGAAUCAGCAUUUUGUUCAGUAAACCGAAAGAACCAGAAACGAAUUUAUUCUCUUUCACACAACCUUUAUCGUUUCACGUAUGGAUAUAUACCGCAACUGCAUAUUUAGGUCUAUCAAUUAUUCUUUAUAUAUUAGCUAGAAUAACUCCUAAUGAGUGGCAAAAUCCUCAUCCGUGUGCAACAGAGCCCGAAGAACUCGAAAACUCAUUAUCCUUGAUAAAUUGUCUAUGGUUUUCUUUAGGUUCUAUAUUAUGUCAGGGGAGUGAAGUAUUGCCAAGAGCUUUUUCGACGAGAGUGUGCGCGUCGAUGUGGUGGUUUUUUGCAUUAAUCGUAACUCAAUCAUACACUGCUAAUUGGACCGCGUUUUUAACAUCGAGUAGAAAAGAAUCUGCAAUCAAAAGAGUUGAGGAUCUAGAUAAACAAUCAGCCAUCAAAUAUGGAUGCGUUAGAGGUCAAUCUACUGCUGGAUUUUUUGAGAACUCUGACGUGAAUCUUUAUCAAAAAAUGUUUAGCGUAAUGGAAACAUAUGGUGACACAGUAAUGAUGUUUGACAACAAACAAGGUGUAGACCGAGUAAAAAAAGAAAGAGAAGCAUAUGCGUUUUUCAUGGAAUCUAGUACAAUCGAGUAUGAAGUCCAAAGAAAUUGUGAUCUGACAGAAGUAGGAACGUGGUUAGAUAACAAAGCAUAUGGAAUUGCAAUGCCUUUUAAUGCUCCACAUAGAACGGCAGUCAGUAUGGCGUUAUUAAAACUUUCCGAAUCGGGGAAGCUUAUGGAACUAAAAGACAAAUGGUGGUCGGUAUCUGAAGAAAAAAUGUGUCCAGUACCUAAAAACGACUCAGCAGAAUUAGAUGUAAGCGAAGUGGGAGGGAUGUUUGUCAUCCUAAUUUUGGGGUGUAUGUUAGGAUUGAUAUUCUCUCUAUUGGAAUUCUUAUGGAACAUUCGGAAAGUAGCAGUCGCAGAAAAAUUAUCGCCGUGGGACGCAUUCAAGUUGGAACUGAAAUUUGUGCUUAAAUUCCAUUAUUCGACUAAACCAGUCAGGCACACAACAUAUUCGAACGAACCGUCUUCAGAAGACGAGGAAAUAAUUAUAUUUCAUUCUUGUUCAGUGUGCAGUGUGCUUCCGAGUUCUGAACCAUAUGGUAGAGAUAUGUAUGCAAUCGUCGUAAAGAUAUGUACGUCGAUUGCGUUGCUACUGCUCGUGGCGGCUUCCGAAGACGACAUCAAGCCAUUGGCUGGCAACAAAAUCGUAAAAAUCGUUGCGUUGUUUGACGAGAACGAUGAUUCCGUCAAUCAAUUGGCGUACAACGUGAGCGCAAAAAUUGUUAAUAUUAUGGACACGGUAUUACCUAAAAACAGAAUAGUCCAAAGGUCUGAAUACGUCGUAAACGAUAUGUAUAACGUGACACGUGUUGUAUGCGACACGUUGAAGCUUGGAAUCGCAGCAUUUAUUGAUGGAACCGAUGACGAAGACGUUGAAAAUGUGAUCAGAUCUAUUAGCACCCGUACGCAAAUACCAUUCAUUGAAACGCAUUGGAAAAAAUUUCACCGACCUCCCGAUCCUUACUCCAUCAAUAUUUAUCCUGAUCCGUCACUUUUGGCACAGGCCAUAAGAGAUAUAAUAUUGGAUAUGGAUUGGGAGUCUUUCACUGCUAUAUAUCAAAGUCCAGAAAGUUUGAUUAGACUUAAAGCUCUAUUAAUGCAUUUUGAUUACGGACAAAAGGCUCCGGGAAAAUCUAUUAAAAUCAUUCAAAUUCCACCAACGGACGACUUUCGGCCGUUGUUCAAGGAAUUAAAAUUGUCCGGUGAAAAACACAUUAUAUUAGAUUAUGAAGUCGAACACAUCACGCACAUACUGAGACAAGCGGAAGAAGUUCACUUUAUGGGAGAUUACCAAAGCUACGUCAUUACAAAUUUGGAUGCGCACACGCUAAGUUUCGAAGAGUUCCAUAAAUCGAUGGCCAAUAUAACUUUGAUCCGAUUAAUAGACCCAGAAAAUCAGCACGUCAGAAAUGCCGUCGAGGAAAUCGUGUUCAAUGAACAAAAAAACGGAAGGAUUAGUGUUUUAUCUCCAAAUACGAUCAAAACAAAAACUGCGUUGAUGUACGACGCGGUUAACUUUUUCGCAACCUCGCUCCAUGGUUUAGUAGCUACGCAAACUAUGGGGCCGACGAGAAUCGCUUGCGACGACAUAAAACCAUGGGUACACGGAUACAGUCUAAUCAAUUACAUGAGAGUGAUGGAGUUGAACGGAUUGACAGGAAAAAUGAGAUUUGAUGCCGAGACAGGCAACAGAAAUUACUUCAAAGUAGAUGUAGUCCGAGUGCAAGAGAGUAAAAAACAUCGUUUGGGAUCUUGGGACCCGUUAGAGGGGAUGACGCUGACAAGAUCGGCAUCGGAAAUGAACUUAGAAUUCGCCCAAUCAAUUACGAACAAAACGUUUAUUGUCGUUGGUAAAUUAGUACAACCAUAUCUGAUGAGAUGCAAUGCCACGGAAAAAGGAAUGGACAAAGACGAAGAAUGUUUUGAAGGUUUCGCGUAUGACUUGGUCGAGGAAAUGGCCAAGUACAAUGGAUUUAAAUUCAAAUUUACCACAAACCAAGAUUAUGGAACUAUGCAAAAGACUGGCAAGUGGAGUGGUAUGAUUGGAGAGCUGCAGUCUAUGCGAGCUGAUCUAGCGAUAUGUGACCUUACGAUCACUUUCGACCGGCGAAACGCUGUCGACUUCACAACGCCAUUCAUGACGCUAGGUAUAAGCAUACUAUACGCAAAACCGGAGAAGAAGAAACCACAACUAUUCUGGUUCCUGAACCCACUGUCGUUCAGCGUCUGGAUGUACACAGCAACCGCGUACCUGGGCGUGUCGUUGUUCUUGUUUAUGUUAGCCAGAAUGACACCGUUCGAAUGGGAACUCCCGCACCCGGUCAAGCCCGGAGACAACACGAUGGAGAAUUCGAUGACGCUGCUCAACUGCCUGUGGUUUUCGAUCGGUUCCGUACUGUGUGCCGGAUGCGAAGUCCUACCCAAAAUUACACCCAACGAAUGGCACGAUCCACAGCCGUGGAAAGACGGUAACAACGAGCUUGAGACUAGGCUUAAUGUGGCUAAUUUGAUAUGGUUCAGUUGCGGCACCAUGUUGCAACAGGGUUCCGAUAUAUCACCUCAGGCAGUAUCCACGCGUUUAGUGGCAGGCAUGUGGUGGUUUUUCGCGCUGAUCAUGACCUCAUCGUAUACCGCCAACCUGACAGCGUCUAUUACCAGCGGACGUUUGGAAACACCGAUCAAGAACGUCGAUGACUUGUCGAAAGACUCGAACAUCCAGUACGGCUGUUACGAGGAAGGAUCGACGGCCAGUUUUUUUCAGAGAUCGAACUUGAGUUUGUACCAGAGGAUGUGGAGCGUGAUGGAAUCGUCUAACCCGACCGUGUUCACGAAAAGCAACCAGGAGGGCGUGGACCGAGUACUCAAGGGCAAAGGCCGGUACGCGUUUCUCAUGGAAUCGUCGAGCAUCGAGUAUCAGACAGAACGCAAUUGCAACUUGAUGGAGAUCGGCAACACGCUCGACUCCAAAGGGUACGGCAUAGCAAUGCCGAUGAAUUCGCCGUACCGUACGCUGAUCAGCGAAUCGGUGCUGAGAUUACAAGAGUCCGGAUUCAUGCGAGAGCUUAAAGACAAAUGGUGGAAAGUUCAAGGAGACAAUAAAUGCGAGGAAGAAGACGAAAGCGACGAACUCGGUUUUACGAAAAUCGGUGGCGUUUUUGUGGUAUUGGUUCUCGGAUGUUUAAUUGCGUUUAUGUUUUCUAUACUGGAGUUUUUGUGGAACAUCCGGAAGGUGGCCAUCGAAGAAGAGAUUACACCGAAAGAAGCGUUGGUUUUAGAAUGGAAAUUCGCGAUGAAAUGUGACGGAGGAGUGAAGCCACUUAGACGACGGCAUCAUGCCGAUACAAACUCUGACACGAGCUAAAGAGAUGACUACGAACGACAUUUAGAAUACUAUUGUAGGUUCUUAAAAUAUUCCAAAUCACGUGAUGUUUAACAACUAACUACAUUAUGAACAAUAAUCACUACUGAAUGCAGUACGACUGAAUAGUAUUACACAUACAUGUAAAAUUUAUAAAAUAAACCAACUCAUUAAAUAUCAAACAUA
Messenger RNA from Aphis gossypii (cotton aphid), 6262 nucleotides. RefSeq lists its product as uncharacterized. Gene Ontology annotation, molecular function: glutamate-gated receptor activity; transmitter-gated monoatomic ion channel activity involved in regulation of postsynaptic membrane potential. NCBI's taxonomy places the organism in Eukaryota, Metazoa, Arthropoda, Insecta, Hemiptera, Aphididae. Gene Ontology annotation, cellular component: plasma membrane; postsynaptic membrane. The record is from RefSeq and is a predicted model, not a curated record. The transcript has 34 exons. The coding region runs from base 524 to 6079 and encodes 1851 amino acids. Gene Ontology annotation, biological process: modulation of chemical synaptic transmission; monoatomic ion transport; synaptic transmission, glutamatergic.